UCUGUGGUCAGCUGACAGAGCCGCUGUGUCAUGUGACAGCCGCUUCCUUAUAGAAGCAGCUCAGUAUAUUUCACUACAGUCGGUCCGAGAGGAGUUUUAUGAGUGAGUGAGAGUGAUUUUGAUGAAGAAGCGGGGACUGUUUACAGGACAGAGCGGUGUGAGGAGAAGAGCAGAGAUUUAGGGUAGUUCAGAAGGCUUGAACGCAUCCUCAUUUAUCUUCCUUCCUGUUUCAGCUUGCCAUUACUGAGGGGCGCUCAAACAACUUCACAGGAAUGCAUCUGGCGGUGCUUGUUUUUGCGUCGGCGCUCUCUGCAGCCACCUUUGCCCUUGACAACGGGCUGAUGAGGACCCCUCCCAUGGGCUGGUUGGCAUGGGAACGGUUCCGCUGUGACAUUGACUGUGAACAUGACCCAAAGAAUUGCAUCAGUGAGAAUCUGUUCAUCGACAUGGCGGACAGACUCUCAGAGGAUGGCUGGAGGGAGCUUGGCUACGUCUAUGUGAACAUAGAUGACUGCUGGGCCUCCAUGGAGAGAGACAAGCAGGGACGGCUCCAACCUGACCCUAAGAGGUUCCCAGGAGGAAUCCUUAAGCUUUCACGCUACCUGCAUGACAGGGGUCUCAAGCUGGGCAUCUACGGAGACAUGGGCACACACACCUGUGGGGGCUACCCUGGCACCCCACUUGACAAGAUUAAGAUAGAUGCUCAGACCUUUGCCGACUGGGAGGUGGACAUGUUGAAAUUUGACGGCUGCUAUUCUAACGCCACAGAGCAAGAGCAGGGUUACCCUCUCAUGUCAAAGGCUUUAAAUGCUACGAACCGUCCCAUUGCCUACUCCUGCAGCUGGCCCGCCUACCAGGGUGGCCUGCCACCUCAGGUAAAUUACACUCAGUUGGGGGAGAUCUGCAACCUGUGGCGUAACUAUGGUGACAUCCAGGACUCUUGGGACAGUGUACUGAACAUUGUCGAUUGGUUCUUUGACAACCAAGAUGUCCUGAUGUCUGCAGCUGGACCUGGAAGAUGGAAUGACCCAGAUAUGCUGAUUAUUGGCGACUUUGGCCUCAGCAUGGACCAGUCUCGUUCUCAGAUGGCUCUGUGGGCAAUUAUGGCCGCUCCUCUUUUCAUGUCCAAUGACUUGCGCACCAUCAGCAGCGGGGCCCGCAGCAUCCUGCAAAACAAAAUGGCCAUCAGCAUCAACCAGGACCCCAUGGGCAUUCAAGGAAAACGCAUUGUAAAGGAGAAGAGCGGCAUUGACGUGUUGUGGCGCCCCCUGUCAAAGAAUUCCAGUGCCUUGGUGUUCUUCAGUCGUCGCACUGACAUGCCCUACCGCUACCACACUUCCCUCAGCAAACUGAACUACACCGCCGGCCACUACGAGGUCUUCGACGUCUUCACUGGCAAGACCAUGGUGCUGACGGACUCCACUGACUUCGUGGUGUCAGUGAACCCCACAGGUGUGGUCAUGUGGUACGUCUCUGCGCCCACCAAACUGGGCUUCCACCAGUUCUAUAAAGGUAGUAGGGUCCGGGGAUCUGCCUAUGAUGACCAUGAAAAUGCCAUCCCUCCCGUCUUCCUCUGACAAACUUCACACAUACACUGUCAAGUGUUCAAAGGACUUAUUGCCAAUGGGUAGUGCUGAAUGUGUUUGCCUUAAGUGAAUGGCACUAUCUGUUGCAAAAAAUGAAAUCAGUGUGAGCUCAGGGACAGACGUUUGCAUCUGGAUGUAUUGUAUGUCACUUGUCUGAAGUUUUUUCAUUCUCUGUGAUCCUUCUCUCAAAUUCUGCAAUGCAGUAUCAAUGUUGAUCAAUUGAAUGGCUCCAGAACAAUGCGCUUUUAAUACCACAGUGAGAAAAGCGAUGAUUUGGCACUCAUGUCAACUGUUUUUGUACUGAGCUGCUGAUUGGUUUUGCGAUCUCAGCUGUGAUUACCAAAGCUGAAAGACCUUUCUUAUGAAAGACCUUUUCUUAUUCAAGCAUGCAUUCCCUUUGAAAAAGAAGCAGGAUAAUCUGUUCCAGAAAAGGUGCAAACUAAGAGGGAUGACAAAGGCCACUGCCAUGCCAGUUUUUCUGAAUGAGGUUUACAUUUUGGAUUUGUUGUAUUUGAAGGCUAAUUGUUUUAUUAUUUUGUUUUAGGUUUUUAUAAGAAAUUAUUUUGUGAAUUAUGUGUUAUUUCUCACUAAAUAAAACAACACAUUUCUCAUUUCAAUCA
Thunnus maccoyii (southern bluefin tuna) is the source of this 2206-nucleotide messenger RNA. RefSeq names its product alpha-N-acetylgalactosaminidase-like. Gene Ontology annotation, biological process: glycoside catabolic process; oligosaccharide metabolic process; glycosylceramide catabolic process. Gene Ontology annotation, cellular component: cytoplasm. Gene Ontology annotation, molecular function: alpha-galactosidase activity. The transcript is spliced from 9 exons. The record is from RefSeq and is a predicted model, not a curated record. The coding region runs from base 273 to 1577 and encodes 434 amino acids. Lineage: Eukaryota; Metazoa; Chordata; Actinopteri; Scombriformes; Scombridae.